AUGGCGGACGCAUCCAAGCCUUCGAAAGGCGUUGCCCAGCGGCUGCUGGGCGUCGUUCCGGACUGGGUGUCGAGUAAUCUGACGUCGUCGCGAUCUCUGAAGACUUGGUUUCGCGCUUGGCUCGCUGCAUGGGCUGCUCUGAUACUCUUACUCCCAAACGCUUCGAUCACGACCAUGGGGAACACGGCAUUCUACGCGUUACUCAUGGGCACUGCUUUUAUACCCGCGUCUGCUCCUAUCCAGCUGUUCCUCAUCAUGCUGGUCACUGCGAUAGGCGGAACAUGCAUGGGAUGGGCGUUGGGAGCCGCCGCAAUGCGGGCGGCAUUGGCGGCCCGUGAUCAACAUCUCUUACAGAGUACGCUCUUGAAGGCUCAAGAAAGUGCCGCGGGUUACGCGAACCCUGAAGCCGUGAUACAGUUGGACGUUUUUCAGGGGCUCUUUCUGGACACUCGAUCUUCUGUCGUAUACGGUGUCUUUCUCAUCGCCGCAUGUUUCUUCUUUGGACUAGUACGAACCUAUGCGCCACCACUGAUUUUUUUCUCGCUGUUCGGAACGAUAGCGAUUGAUAUCUUCUGUACGAUCGGGCCCUUAUUCCCUGCACCUCAGUAUCUGAUACUGAAUAGUCUGCUCAUAUCGGCGGCGAUGUACAGUGCCAUCGCCAUCUUUGUCAUCAUCUUCAUCUUCCCGCAGACCGUCAAUCACGCCUAUCUGUCACUGCUUUCUCGUUUACUGGGUGUCGUCACGGCCGUCAUGUCUGUGCAAAACGAGAUACUGCUAGACUCCCGUGGAAUGGGUCAAAAGCUUGAGAAAGCACAGACACUCCGAACAGCAAUGUUCGCUCUUCUGCGCGGCCUGAAAUCGCAAGCUGGCUUGCUUAACGCCGAGUUCACGUGGGGCCGCAUGAGCGGAGAAGAUGUCGCAAGCUUCCAAGACCCCUUGACAGACGUCGUCGCGCGACUCAACGCCUUGAUGGUGUUCGUGAAGUUGUCGCACAAGUCGUACACCCGAGCGCGAGGCACGCCGACUGAGGACAACGACGACUCUGACUCCGAGAAGGCAUCAGAUGGCUCAUCGAAAGCAUCACUUAGGUCCAUUCCCUCGACUACGGAAACAUACCUGAUCCAGCAAUGGCGAACACGGCACACUGCGAUUCAAGAGGAACAUCAUCUGCACUUCGCGGACCUACUUCCUGUACUUCAAUCUACGACGGCGGACGUGCGCAAGAGCAUGCUGGACGGCAUCUCUGCUGUUCAGGCUUCCCUUGCUUUCGCCAACGAAAAUCGCUAUAGAACGCCUUGGACGAAGCGCAAGGACUCCUCCGUCAUCGACUCGCAGCUUGACAAUGCCUGUGAUGCUUUGAGCCAAGCACUGAAGGAGUUCAAGGCUACUAGGCGUCUAGAGCUACUGGCCCCUUAUCAGACGGCACUGCAAUCCCAGAGCAAAGGAAUCCCUAUGCUGCCAGGCUUGCAUGUGAACUACGUCUACUCUGCUUCACUUGUACUGGUGGCGGAAGCCGCGCUAGCUCUCACGGAACAUGUACGCACACUGCUGUCCCAACGCGCGCGUAAUCGUCUAUGGGCACCGACCGGGCUUCGAGCGCUUGCCCACGCCAUGACGAAGCGCCCCGUUGAGGAAGAGGAGGAAGUUGCUGCGCAAGAGGAUGUUCCUGUUGGGCAGACGGACUUCGCAAGUUAUAGGAAGGACCCUGACACUCGGUCUGUACGCGGGCCGAUUCAACGAUUAUUCUCUACUAUGCGCCAGGCAUACGCGUGGUCUUUCUCUCCAAAUGGUCUUUAUGUCCUCAGGUACUGCGUUGUCACCUUUGCGUUAUGGCUCCCUGCCGUAUUUAAAACCUCAGCCGAGUUCUACUAUAAGCAGAAGGGUGUCUGGGGCUUGAUCAUGGCUCAAAUGACUAUUGGUUACUUCAUAGGCGAGCACCUAUCGGUCUAUUUUACACGCAUACUCGGAACCAUAGCCGGACUUGUGGUCGGAUUGCUCAUAUGGUAUAUCGGAAAUGGGCAUGGCACGGGAAAUCCCUACGGAUUUGCAGCUAGUUCCGCCGUGUUUCUCGCGCCACUGAUGUUCAUUCGUGUCUUCGUACCUGCAAAGCACAUGCCAUCUGCCUUAAUACUCAACGCGACAGCAGCCCUGGUCAUCGGCUAUUCAUGGUUGAAUACGCACUUACCAGUCAUCUCCUUUGGUUACGGCUGGAGCAUUGCCUGGCGCCGGUUUCUACUCGUAGUUAUCGGCUGCGUAGCAUCCUUCAUCGUCAUGUUUGUUCCACCGAAGAGCGCGCGCAAGGCGGUACGCGUUCGGAAUGCGACAGCCAUCAGCGGCUUGUCUAACAUCUACCUCGACUUGACCACAACCUGGAUCGGAAAUAGAACUGAUGGCGAUCGGUCCGAUGGGCUGACCGAGGACUCGACCACAGUCCAGCGUCUCAAGACGCAGCUCGUCUCCGUUGCGACACAGCUUUUGUCCCUCAAUGAUGUUGUAGAAAGCGCUCGGUGGGAAGCCGCUAUUCUCGGAGAGUGGCCAUACAAAGAUUACAAGGCGAUGCUUGAAGUUGAACAGGAUAUGGUUGCUGUUCUUGCGCUCAUGGGCAUGUCGCUAUUGAAAGUCGACGCUGAAUGGCGCAGGAAGCUCUUGCAUGAGACGCAGAUAGUAAACCCGAACUUCAUUUCCGAUGUCUUGUCAGUCUUUUCUCUAGUAUCACAUUCGCUCAGUCGAGGCGAACCCCUUCACGGCGUCAUUCCUCGCCAACUUCUUGACCGGCUCCUAUACCAUCGCUCUAUCGCUUCUCAGCAGCAACAAUCGGGACAGAGCAUAGCGAAGGAGUUGGGGUCUUAUGAAGCUCUAUUCUACACGUCUGCUGUCAUCUCCGUGGUACAGCUGGCCCAAUGUCUCGACGAGUUACAUGCUAUCACGCGCAGACUGUGCGGCGAAGUACCCUUCAUCGGCUUCGACGAAUGGAAGAACGAGCACCAGCGCAUUCACCACGCCUUCCCACCUUCGGACACGAAGCCCGAGAAUUCCGACGUCGCAUGA
This is a messenger RNA of Peniophora sp. CBMAI 1063, 3048 nucleotides long. Lineage: Eukaryota; Fungi; Basidiomycota; Agaricomycetes; Russulales; Peniophoraceae. The record is from the annotation of a GenBank genome assembly.